Molecule: messenger RNA, 810 nt
Organism: Ornithodoros turicata
Lineage: Eukaryota; Metazoa; Arthropoda; Arachnida; Ixodida; Argasidae
Product: TNF receptor-associated factor 4-like
Exons: 1
Coding region: 1-810 (269 amino acids)
Biological process (GO): regulation of DNA-templated transcription
Molecular function (GO): zinc ion binding; sequence-specific DNA binding
Source: RefSeq, a predicted model, not a curated record
AUGCCUGCCGCCCGUUUUUCUCCCCCUCUUUCGCUGGACUCGUUGGGAAUGUGCGAAUAUUGUGGGGCAUCAUCCAUCGAUCUCUGGAAAGCAACCACCUGUGACCAUUACGUAUGCAAGAAGUGUUUACUGAACAAGGAACCGUCGCAAGCGCCCCGAUGUCCCCGCUGCGACGGAAGCAGCCUCUUGCUCUGUCCUGGUUCAAUAUUUGGAUGCAUGUAUCAAACGGCCAUCCCUCAUAACUGUGUGGACCACCUCCGCACCUGUCCUAGACGCCCUACGCCGUGCCCCAACGAGUGUUCUUCCAUUGUCUCCAACACCGACCUGCCAAGGCACUUGACCGAUGAUUGUCCCAGGCGUACGCAGGAGUGCCGUUUCUGCCAUGGGAACUAUUUCGUCUCUGAGAUUAGGAAUCACUUUAAGGACUGUCAGGAUUACCUAGUCACGUGUCAGUACUGUAAUCAAGAGAAUAUUCGACGCGGCAGCUUAGACGAACAUGGCGCCGGCUGUCGCAAAACACCGAAGCUUUGCAAGAUGGCCGCUUUGGGAUGUACAUUCAAGGCAGCCGAUGACGAAAUGGAACGUCACCUGACGAUAGAGAAACAUGCGAUGUGCAUGCAUGAGAUGAAGAUGCAAGUGAACGGCCUGGAAGCGGAACUCCGCCAGGUGCGUGAAGAGUGCAGUCGUGAGAAACAGGAGCGCCAAAGAGAAGAAGAAAAACACAAGAAUGAGCUCAAAAUUCGAGACGAAGAGCUCCGGAAGCUUCGAGAGGAAUUUGAAACAUUGCUGCGACAUUUCAGCCCAAGCUGA